Molecule: messenger RNA, 723 nt
Organism: Penicillium riverlandense
Lineage: Eukaryota; Fungi; Ascomycota; Eurotiomycetes; Eurotiales; Aspergillaceae
Product: pre-mRNA-splicing factor ISY1
Exons: 1
Coding region: 1-723 (240 amino acids)
Biological process (GO): generation of catalytic spliceosome for second transesterification step; mRNA 3'-splice site recognition
Cellular component (GO): catalytic step 2 spliceosome; post-spliceosomal complex; Prp19 complex
Source: RefSeq, a predicted model, not a curated record
AUGCUGUUCCGCUUCCGGGCGCAACAAGCUGCGGAUAUGGGCAUCAUCGACAUCAGUCGCACUCGGCGCCCGAAAGCCAUCCAGACAGUCGACAACGUCGCCAUGUGCGAGCGGUGGCGCGGGCAGGUCCUCCGCGAAGUGUCCCGCAAGGUAUCGCGCAUCCAAGAGCAGAGUCUGAGCGACUACCAGAUCCGCGACCUCAACGACGAGAUCAACAAGCUCAUGCGUGAGAAAUGGGCAUGGGAGAUGCAGAUUCGGAAUCUGGGCGGGCCCAACUACAUGCGCGGAACGGGUCGAGUGUACGAUGACGAGGGGCGUGAGAUCCCCGGCGGUGGCAAGGGUUAUCGAUACUUUGGUCGGGCGAGGGAGUUGCCUGGUGUUAAGGAAAUGUUUGAGGCUGCUGUUCGGGGCAAACGGCCGCCCGAGGAAGAGGAUGCGGCGCCCGGAAGGGGUGGUGAUAUUGCGACUAAGAAGGUCGAUGCGAAUUACUUUGGCUAUGGACUGGACGAGGAGGAUGGAACUCUAUUGCUGUACGAGAGGCAGAAGGAGAAGGAAGCUGUGGAGCACCUGCGUGGUCAGGGUGACGAUGACGUCGAGGAUGGAUGGGAGUCGUUGCCCGGUGACGCUGGUGAUGGCGUGGAAUGGCGGCUUCCCACGCUCGAGGAAGUGCAAGAAGAGCUUGUGGAUCGGAGGCGACGACGACUGCUGGACAAGAUCACUUGA